AUGAGAGCAGCUGAUGGACUCCAGCGGAAAUCUCCCUGGCUCGCAGCGGGUACAGCCAGAACUCUCCUCGGGUGGAACGAAUGGCUCUCGUAUGACAUCUACCUCAUUGACAUCCCACGUGCUGCCCGCCUCUGUCUCUCCAUCUGCUCUGUCAAGGGAAGGAAAGGGGCCAAGGAGGAACACUGCCCAUUGGCCUGGGGCAACGUCAACCUGUUUGACUACAUGGACAACCUGGUAUCAGGGAAGAUGGCCCUGAACCUCUGGCCGGUGCCUCAUGGACUAGAGGAUCUCCUGAAUCCCAUCGGUGUGACAGGAUCCAACCCUAACAAGGAAACCCCGUGCUUGGAGCUGGAGUUUAACUGGUUCAGUAACUCGGUGAAGUUCCCCGAUGCUGCAGAGAUAGAGGAACACGCAAACUGGAGCAUGUCCAGGGAGCUGGGUUUCAAUUACUGCCUGGUAGGGCUGAGUAAUCGCCUGGCACGAGACAGCAAUCUAACAGACAGUGAUAUCGAGCAGCUUCGCAAUAUCUACAACCGUGACCCACUGUCUGAGAUCACAGAACAGGAGAAGGACUUCCUGUGGAGACACAGGCAUUACUGUGUCAACAUACCCGAGACGCUGCCCAAGUUGCUGCUAUCUGUGAAGUGGAACUCGCGUGAUGAGGUGGCUCAGAUGUAUUGCCUGCUGAAAGACUGGCCACUUAUUAAACCAGAGCAGGCACUUGAGCUUUUGGACUGCAACUUCCCUGAUCCAGUGGUGCGAGAGUUUGCAGUGAAGUGUUUGGUUAAAGGGCUAACUGAUGACCGUCUCUCUCAGUACCUCAUCCAGCUGGUUCAAGUCCUGAAGUACGAGCAGUAUCUGGAUAAUCCACUGGGCAGGUUCCUGCUGAAGAAAGCCUUAACCAACCAGAGGAUUGGCCACUUUUUCUUCUGGCACCUGAAGUCGGAAAUGCACAACAAGACAGUGAGCCAGAGGUUUGGCCUGCUGCUGGAGUCUUUCUGUCGAGCCUGUGGCAUGUACCUGAAGCACCUGAUUCGGCAGGUGGAGGCAAUGGAGAAGCUCAUCAAUCUAACCGAUAUCCUCAAGCAAGAGAAAAAGGAUGAGACCCAGAAGAUGCAGAUGAAGUUCCUGGUGGAGCAGAUGAGUCGACCAGAUUACAUGGAGGCUCUGCAAGGAUUCAUCUGUCCACUCAACCCCGUGCACCAGCUAGGCAACCUGAGGCUGGAAGAGUGCAGGAUCAUGUCCUCAGCGAAGCGGCCCCUUUGGCUGAACUGGGAAAACCCGGACAUCAUGUCGGAGCUGCUCUUCACCAACAACGAGAUCAUCUUCAAGAACGGGGACGACCUGCGACAGGACAUGCUGACGUUACAAAUCAUUCGAAUCAUGGAGAAUAUUUGGCAGAACCAGGGCCUGGAUCUCCGGAUGCUGCCCUAUGGGUGCCUGUCGAUAGGUGACUGUGUGGGUUUGAUUGAGGCGGUCAGGAGUUCUCACACGAUCAUGCAGAUUCAGUGCAAGGGCGGCUUGAAGGGAGCUCUGCAAUUCAACAGCCACACGCUGCACCAGUGGUUGAAGGACAAGAACAAAGGAGAGGCUUACGAUGCUGCAAUUGACUUAUUCACACACUCCUGCGCCGGUUACUGUGUGGCCACAUUCAUCCUGGGGAUUGGAGACCGACACAACAGCAACAUCAUGGUGAAGGAUGAUGGCCAGCUAUUUCACAUCGAUUUUGGCCACUUCCUCGAUCACAAGAAGAAGAAGUUUGGCUACAAACGAGAGCGCGUGCCUUUUGUUCUGACACAGGACUUCCUCAUUGUCAUCAGUAAGGGUGCUCAGGAGUGCACCAAAACCAAGGAGUUUGAGCUGUUCCAGGAAAUGUGCUACAAAGCGUACCUUGCCAUCCGACAGCACGCCAACCUCUUUAUCAACCUGUUCUCCAUGAUGCUAGGCUCCGGUAUGCCCGAGCUGCAAUCCUUCGACGAUAUCGCCUACAUCCGCAAGACCCUGGCUCUGGACAAGAUGGAGCAGGAGGCCCUGGAGUAUUUCACCAAGCAGAUGAACGAUGCCCACCAUGGCGGAUGGACCACCAAAAUGGACUGGAUCUUCCACACCAUUCCACAUGCCCUGAAUGGCCAGUCGACCAGGGGAGUCGGUGCAGACUGCAUGUUCUCUGAAGUCAGUGGCCCUGCAGGCAAGGGACCUGUCGUUUUAUUGACUUGAAUUUGAGUUACCUUGGACACCAGGCAACAUUCCUACCCUGGGGAUUGUCUGUAACCAAUCUCUUUCUAACACUAUCUUAUUAACCUCUGGUUACCAACUAGGAGUUGAACUCUGAAUUGGGUCUGGGUGAAAUUUUCUUUCCUCUCUUUUUUUCUUUCUCCCAUUUUUCUCUUCCCUUUUUCCCCUGUCUCUCACUCUUCCUCCCUUUUUCCUUUUUAUUUGUCCUUUUUCCCGUCUCCCUUCUCUCUUUAUCUCCUUUUUUUUCUCAUCUCUCCUUUCUUCUCGCUGUCUCCUUUCUCUCUUUCUCUCUUUCUGUCUCUGGAAGAUGGACAGUUGAGGAUUGGCCUAGACCAGGUAGAAAGUGGACAUGAGACUAUAUUCUAUCUCCAGUGACAUCCGCAACCUGGGAAUGAUGGAGGUCCUGAGGCCAACUCGCAGCGUUGGAAGGAGCUGAGACACACGGAGGGGUUUUGUUUGGAGGUCUGUCUACACCAACCAACUCCCGCCCUCCCGGUGGUCUCACAUUGAGCUGCUGGCCUGG
This is a messenger RNA of Rhincodon typus (whale shark), 2758 nucleotides long. Its product is annotated as phosphatidylinositol 4,5-bisphosphate 3-kinase catalytic subunit alpha isoform-like. Gene Ontology annotation, cellular component: phosphatidylinositol 3-kinase complex, class IA; plasma membrane; cytoplasm. The record is from RefSeq and is a predicted model, not a curated record. NCBI's taxonomy places the organism in Eukaryota, Metazoa, Chordata, Chondrichthyes, Orectolobiformes, Rhincodontidae. Gene Ontology annotation, molecular function: 1-phosphatidylinositol-4-phosphate 3-kinase activity; 1-phosphatidylinositol-3-kinase activity. Gene Ontology annotation, biological process: phosphatidylinositol-3-phosphate biosynthetic process; cell migration; phosphatidylinositol 3-kinase/protein kinase B signal transduction.